Messenger RNA from Exophiala dermatitidis NIH/UT8656, 2758 nucleotides. RefSeq names its product X-Pro aminopeptidase. Bases 125 to 2104 code for a protein of 659 amino acids. Lineage: Eukaryota; Fungi; Ascomycota; Eurotiomycetes; Chaetothyriales; Herpotrichiellaceae. The record is from RefSeq and is a predicted model, not a curated record. Gene Ontology annotation, molecular function: metalloaminopeptidase activity. The transcript is spliced from 2 exons.
CCGCCAAUCAAAGCCAGACUGCGCGCAUGUCCUCAUUGAGUCUCACGCUUGCUUGACUUUCAGGCAGUUGACCCGUUCACAUUCAUUACAUUUUCUGGUUUGUGAACUUCGGGUUGAAAGUUCGAUGCGUUGGUCAUUCCGGCAUUUGCCUUCUGUGCUUCGUCGGUCUCCGACCAGUAACCGCUCUCCCUCGCCAAUCCCAUCCGUGCGAUCAUUCUCCUUCUCGCGAUCACUCCGAAGCGUCGAUAUGGAGUCAGUGGACACGAGCAAGCGACUGGCGCAACUGCGCGACCUCAUGCGGCAGCAUAAACUAGACGUCUACAUUGUGCCUUCAGAAGACAGUCACCAGUCAGAGUACAUCGCGCCGUGCGAUGCAAGAAGGGCAUAUAUCUCUGGGUUUACGGGGUCGGCAGGGACAGCGGUGAUCACGCUAGAAAAGGCAGCGUUGGCCACAGAUGGACGGUAUUUCAACCAAGCCUCAAAGCAGCUGGAUAGCAACUGGCUCUUGUUGAAACAGGGCAUGGAGGACGUGCCAACUUGGCAGGAAUGGACUACAGAGCAGGCUGAAGGCGGGAAGACGGUCGGGGUCGACCCCACCGUCAUCACGGCAUCCGAUGCCCGCAAGCUGAAAGAGACGCUCAAAAAGAAGUCACGGGCCACGCUGGUGGGUGUCUCGGAGAACCUGGUCGACAAGAUCUGGGCAGACCGGCCACCAAGGCCAGCCGAGAAGGUUAUCGUGCUCUCUGAGAAGUAUGCGGGCAAGUCCUUCAAAGACAAGCUGGAGGAUCUUCGGAAAGAUCUGAAGAAGAAAAAGGCAGCCGGCAUGGUCGUGUCCAUGCUUGAUGAGGUCGCAUGGCUGUUCAAUCUCCGCGGCAGCGAUAUCCCCUACAAUCCUGUUUUCUUCUCCUACGCAUCAGUCACCCCUAAGUCUGCCACGCUCUAUGUCGAUUCUAGCAAGAUUGGACAAGAAGUGAAAGACUACCUGCACGGCCUGGUCGACAUCAAGCCUUACGACUCGCUGUUUUCGGAUCUGACACAGAUUGCCGAGACGGCGGCCAGUGAGUACGAGACAGACGGAACAUCGAAAUCGCACGCUCCUAAACUCCUUCUCUCGAAUAAGUCAUCGUGGGCUUUGAGUCUCGGCUUAGGAGGGGAGGACAAGGUGGAAGAAUCGCGAAGUCCUAUUGCGGAUGCGAAAGCCAUCAAGAACGCCACCGAGCUCGAAGGAAUGCGACAAUGUCACAUCCGGGAUGGCGCCGCUUUGAUUGAGUACUUUGCAUGGCUGGAGAACGAGCUGAUCAACAACAAUGCCUGGAUAGACGAAGUUGAGGCAGCCGACAAGUUGGAGGAAAUCCGGUCCAAAGGGGAGCAUUUCGUUGGAUUAUCUUUCGACACCAUUUCCGCCACGGGGCCGAACGCGGCAGUCAUUCACUAUUCACCUGAACGGGGCAACUGCGCCGUCAUUGACUCAAAAGCCGUCUACUUGUGCGAUUCAGGGGCUCAAUAUCUUGACGGUACCACUGAUACGACGCGGACGCUACAUUUUGGCGAGCCUACCGAAAUGGAGAGGAAGGCCUACACUCUGGUCCUGAAAGGUGUCAUUGGACUCGAUCGCGCUGUGUUCCCCAAGGGCACAACGGGAUUUGCCAUUGACGCCUUCGCCCGACAACAUCUGUGGCGAGAGGGACUCGAUUACAGACAUGGUACUGGCCACGGCGUUGGUUCGUUUCUCAACGUGCAUGAGGGACCUAUUGGUAUUGGCACGCGUGCCGCAUACUCCGAGGUGUCACUCAGCAUUGGUAAUGUCGUCUCCGACGAACCAGGAUACUAUGAGGAUGGAAACUUUGGCAUCCGCAUUGAAAACGUGAUCAUGGCGCGAGAGGCGCAGACGAACCAUAAAUUCGGCGACAAGCCUUGGAUCGGCUUCGAGCAUGUGACCAUGGUGCCCAUGUGUCGAAAACUGAUCGAUCCGUCGUUACUGGAUCCGGAAGAAAAGGAUUGGCUGAACGACUAUCAUAAGGAGGUGUGGGAUAAGACAAGUGGCUUUUUCACCAACGACGAGCGGACGAUCAAGUGGUUAAAGAGGGAGACCGCUUCUAUAUGAGAGGCAGAAAACAAAUGGGCUCAUGCAGUGCUCUGGAUGGAGAAUUGGGAUCAGGUAGACAGACUCUGGGAGCUGUUCCUGUUCUGAUUCCUUGCUAAGGGUGCAUACAAUGUUUACACCUGUGGUCCCCUCAACCACUGCAGCUCGGGCGAGCUUCAUGCAGAGCUGGGUUCUAGAGAAGGUCCCGGGAAUGCAGAGAGCUGUGAUGCAUGCAAGAACACUGAGGUUUCAACGGAGCUGCCUUGCUGUCCUUUCGCGAAACACAUUGAUCAUUGGGCGUGAACUAUGGUCGCGACCACCUCCUGGCCCUGUUGUCACAUCGCUGGACUAUAGGUCGUCGAACCGCACACUACCGUAACGUUGCUUGCAAGCGCCCAGGGCCAACUGUACUAAUAGUAGUAGCGCGCAGUCCUCUUCUCGUCGACCAUAGGAGAAGUCCAACUGUGUCUGUGAGAAACACCCUGAAUUUCUUACAAUGACUCGCUUUCCCUUCUGCCACUCUCUGUCUAGCUUGGAUCUGGUACUAGUAGAAGUUGUAGCAUCCUCUGCUAGAGGUCGAGACAGUUUCAUUCCAGCCACAAACAAAAUUGUCUCGGUGACUAGGUAUUCUUUGCGCGGUUAUACUGAUAACAAAUGACUGAUGCAGCGCUCGGA